AUGACGGCCGCUACAGCACAGCCACCAUUGCCUGAAGAAGGAGAAGACUCUUUGUAUCCAAUUGCCGUUCUUAUCGAUGAACUGAGAAAUGAAGAUGUUCAACUGAGACUCAACUCUAUUAGGAAAUUGUCGACGAUAGCUUUGGCACUGGGAGUUGAGAGAACGAGGAAGGAGUUGAUCCAGUUUUUAACUGGUGAGUUGUUAUUGAUUUAUUUUUGAUUUUUAGGUCUUUUUUGAGCAUAGACGUCGAUGUGGAUUUUUGAAAUUUAUGGUGUCUAGUAAACAAACUUUUAUUUAUCGUUUAAAUCAACAUUUUAUCAUUUAGACACAAUCUACGAUGAAGACGAAGUUCUUCUUGCUCUUGCUGAACAAUUGGGAAAUUUUACUCCAUUGGUUGGAGGCCCAGAGUACGUCCAUUGUCUUCUGCCUCCAUUGGAAAAUUUGGCUAACAUCGAGGAGACGGUCGUUAGGGAUAAAGCUGUGGAAAGCUUAAGGAAGAUUGCUGACAAACAUUCUCCAGCCGCUUUGGAAGAUCAUUUUAUUCCUAUGAUCUUGAGGUUGGCUCAAGGGGAUUGGUUUACUUCAAGAACUAGUGCUUGUGGUCUUUUCAGUGUUGCUUAUGCUAGAGCUAGUCCUCAAAUGAAAUUGGAGCUCAGAGGGUGAGUUGAUUGUUUUAUUUUGUUAAACUUCUGAUUUUUACAGGUAAUCUGGGAAAUUUAAAGCUUUUUUAAAUUGAUUGUAAUUUUGUUUUCAAUUAUAUGAUUUUAGAGUGUAUCGUCAAUUGUGUCGUGAUGAUACGCCUAUGGUUCGUCGUGCCGCGUCAUCUAAAUUAGGUGAAUUUGCCAAGGUUGUCGAAGAAGACAGCUUGAAGAAUGAGUUGUUCCCAAUUUUCGAAGAGUUGUCUAAGGAUGAUCAAGAUUCCGUUAGAGUUUUGGCAGUAGAAGCUGGAAUAAUUAUGGUUUCUUUAUUGCGUGAUGACGCUGCUAAGCUGGGCCAACUCAAGCCAAUUAUUAAAGAAUUGGCCAACGACAGAUCGUGGAGAUCUAGGUAUAUGGUUGCUGAGAGAAUUGUUGAGGUAUGUUUUAAAAAAUUCUUUGAAAGGUAUUGUGAGAAGUAUAUUUUUUAUGUCAAAGUAAGACUUUUUCAAAUGUUAUACUAUUUUGUUUGGUUUUCAGAUUCAAGAAGCUUUCAAAGACAAGAUUACCAUUGAGGAGAUGGUCGAAAUUUACACUAGCUUGUUGAAAGAUGCCGAAGGUGAAGUUCGUGAUGUUGCUGCCUCUAAACUUCAAGCUUUUUGCUCCGCUCUUCCUGAAGCUGGCCGAAAAGAAGCCAUUAUAAAGGAAGUUCUUCCUGUCGUCAAACCACUAACUUCUGAUGCUAACCAGCAUGUUAAAGUGGCUUUGGCUUCAGUAAUCAUGGGAUUGGCUCCAAUUCUUGGUCAACAAAACACGGUAGACCAUCUUCUUCAAAUCUUCUUGUCAAUGCUACAUGAUGAUACGGCCGAAGUGAGGUUGAACAUCAUCUCUUCAUUGGAUAAAGUCAGCGAAGUGAUCGGAGGUAACGAUCUUCAACAAUCAGUCCUCCCUGCUAUCAUUGAAUUGGCUGAAGAUGGAAAGUGGAGGGUGAGAUUGGCCAUUGUGGAACAUAUGCCUCUGCUGGCUGAACAAUUGGGCCGUCAGUUCUUUGAUGAGAAGCUUUUAAAGCUGUGCAUGGCUUGGCUGACUGACCACGGUAAUUUUUCGAAAUUUUAGAUAUCAAUUUUUUAUUUGACAAUUUUAAUUUUAUACUUAAAAAAAUUUAAAUAACGUUUUAAAAUAUUGAUUUUACGUUUAAUGUUUUGGAAAUUUUUAGUUUACGCUAUUCGUGAAGCCGCUACAACUACCUUGAAGCGAUUGGCUGAGAAAUUUGGCGCACAAUGGGCAUGUGAAAUGAUUCUGCCGAAAGUAAAUGAGUUGGCCGAAGAUAGCAAUUAUCUUCACAGAAUGACAUGUAUCUUCUGUUACAAUACCUUAGCUCAAGCGAUCGGAAAGGAGAACACCGUAGCCAAAAUCUUCCCAGUUCUGAAGAAAUUGACAGAAGAUGGAGUUCCGAAUGUAAGAUUUAAUGUGGCCAAGAGUUUGGGUAUCAUCGGCAAGGUUUUGGAUCAACCGUAAGUUUUGUUUUUUAGAUGUGAAACGUUGACUUUUAAAAACAAAUUAUUAUUUUUUUAGUUAAUUUUACUAAAAAUAUGAAUUUUCAGACUUUUGGCAUCUGAAGUGAAACCUUUAAUCAAGAAGCUCCAAGAAGACACCGAAUUUGAUGUAAGAUACUUUGCCGACGACGCGGCCGAAGCCCUCGCCCUGAACUAA
Messenger RNA from Bursaphelenchus okinawaensis, 2348 nucleotides. Lineage: Eukaryota; Metazoa; Nematoda; Chromadorea; Rhabditida; Aphelenchoididae. The record is from the annotation of a GenBank genome assembly.